UCUAUAAAAAAUUCUCCAUGAAUCCUCUGCUUUUAGUUCCUGCCUAUAGGGCUGAAGCUCUCAAUUUAUGAAAUGCACACUGCCUGUCUUCAUUUAAGUCAUGGUAUUCACCCCAGUGCACCUGCCUUUGGUGCACUGAAGCAACAGGAACUUCUUUUGUUGUGCCUAAUAGGGAGAAGAGAGUGUGUAUGGGUGGAAAUGCUGCUUGACUAUCCUAGCCUGUCUGGCUUGCACAGACACCUGUGGUGGAGAGAUGCACUGGCAGCACAGUGUCAGCCAGUAAAGGAAUAGGGAGAGUUUUUUGAUGGUGCCAACACCAAUUAAAAACGGAAAAACCUUUGCCUUUGCCAUCCUCCCACAGUUUCUACAGCAAGACAAAAGUACAGUAACACUGUGUAACUCCCUCUCUAUUACUAGCUCUGUGUGGCAAUACAUUCUUAGCUUUUCAGCAGCAGUAGGGUAACUCAUGUUGGUGCUUCUUAGUUUUCAGCACAUAAACUCAUGGGAAAGCAUCAGGGAAAAUUAUCUUUCUUAAAUUCUUCCUAUUUUGUGAAAAACACAUAAAUUCCUACUCCUCAGCAAUGGUGGCAGUGUGUCACUAGGACAAGCUAUUUUUGUACCCUUUCUUUAUUUUUUUCCAAGCAUAUUCAACUAAGCUCAACAAUUUAAUUCUGAUGAUGACUUCAAGUGCUGUGAGCCCCAACACCACUGAGGCUAUCCCUGUGCUCUCAGUGUGUGGAGAUAGUGGUGCGUCACCAAAGGACUCAGAGAUUGUAUGGGCAUCACUACGGUCAGGGAACUUUGCAGAAUACUGGUUUUUUUCAGUGCUGGGGAGUCAUUCCUUCUGAUGAAAUGAAAUUAUCAUAAAGUUUAAAAGAGAAGAAUUUUCAGCCUUGUUUAUGUGCUUGCGGUCUUGGGGAUUUUCCAAGUUUCUCUCAAUAAAACUGUAACCUUUUCUAAUUUAUACCCUGUUUCCUUCGUGGUUGAUACAGUAGCUUUGAAACCCAGGGCGAUGCUAAAGGUUUCCUUGUACAUAAUGCUUGUGCACAACCUUAGUCUCAUGCUCUGUGAGACAAAAUUUCCUGCUGUUACCCUAAGGUAUGGUUUCUGCUUCUAGAGCUAGCCAGUGUAACCUUGGGCAUUUGAGAACUUUUCUCCAAAAAUGAACUCCCAGAAACAUCAAAAACAUUACCCCAAAAUUAAGAACUUUGGCUAAGAUCCAAAGUAUAAAAACCCUGCUCACAUUUUUUACUAAAUUUCUCUGUUAGGUUUAUCUAAGAUAUUGGCAGGCAAAAGCAGCCAGACUGGCAGUCUGAUUGCAAUACUGACAUCUCAUGGCUAAAAGAAGAAGUUGCUACCUUUCUUUCUUUUUCUCCUCAUUCCUCCUCCAUCUUCCUCUCCUUCGUCACCUGAAAAGUAUCCAUUUCCAUAAGUACCACAUUGGUGUGAAAGUACAGAGUAUUACACCCAAGUGGCAGGUCACACACAUUUACACAGUCACACUUCAGUGCAACUGGAACCUUCAUUCACUUCAAAAAAAAAGCCAGGAAUUUGGCUUCUUUCUUCUGAAUCUGGAUUUCUACAGCUGGUGUAAAAGUGGCACCAGCAAGCGAAAUGCAUAUGAUUUCUUUGAAUGCCCCUUACACUGCUUACACAGCAUUUCAUUGCAGCCUCUUCCCCAAACUCUAAGGCUGCCAAGAAACAAAUUUCUGGGGAAGCAUGGAAGCUGUUGCAGGGUUCUUCAGAGAGAGCACAGAGAUGCUCUAAAUGUGUUUUCCCACCUGUGAUGCAUUUCCUUUCUGAAAAUACAUUGUAAUGCUUUUAUUUCCAAUCCCAGCAGUGAAGGUGAGUGUGCCCCUGGAGGACUUCUAUAUCGCCAUGAAGAAAACAGAUGGAUCUGACUUUGUAGACACAUCAUUCUGCACUAUCCAUCUAGGCUUGGAUCAGAUCCUCAGGAAUGCCGGUGGAGGCCUCUCCACCACCAGCAACACAUUCAGCUCUUCCACGAGAAAACUGAAGAAUAAGCCGGAGGUCUUGAGCAAGGCAUGUCUGAUGACUGCUCCCACAGUGUCUACUCCUUCCUUGUUGAUGAGAGAGGUGUGGAGGAUAAGAUGCCUGGGAGGUGACGGCCCCAUAGCCCUGCUCUCCAGGGGGAAAUACUGCAGCCAAGACCUGAACAUGCAAAUCUUGCAGGAGAAGGCAGGCAGAGAGUCUGAUGACAUUGUAUUGCUGAGAGACUCCCAGAACAGGUUAUUUUUUGCCAAUGGUAGCAGGAGGCAAGAAAAGAGGCAGAACAUGGACUGUUAUGGCUGGAUCCCCCAUGAGCACAAGCUCUGCCCAGAGUGCCUUCUCUACAAGCACAUGUGCAUACGAGAGGCAAGUCACCCCUGCCUGGUGGUUUGGCAGCAGGUCAGAGGCAUGAGGAAUGGUUGGUACAAGGAGCCAAGGGUGGGGAUAUCCUCCCUCAGAGCUGUCAUCUUCAAGCUGGUGAAGAACCUGGAGCACUGUGAAAACUUUACUUUUGUUUCUUUCACUAAAGGUUUCCAGGAAGUUUUUCCAUCUUAGCAUCUAAGACAGAGCAACUCUGCCCUCUAUCUGCUCUCCGCAUCCAGCAUCCCAAGCAGUCUCUAGGAUGAUGUGAACAAGUUUAGCUGCUUUCAAACAAGAGAAAGAAGUGGAAUGACAGGACAGGGCAGAGGAAGGCAGAGCAUGCUGAGGGCCCAUUUUUGGGAUGAAUACUGAUUUUUUUCUGAAGAGCUGGGGAGCAGUGGUCUCCUUCAUCACUAUGAGGUCUUCCAAGGAAAGAGCUGGUGCAGAGUUUUUUCUUCACUGGAGGCAGGUAACAUGUAUAUGAUGGAUUUUCCUCCCCAGUAAGCAUAGCUAGGAGAAAGGAGACUGAGUUCUGGGGACCAAGAACCCCUGAAGCUUAAGUGCCUAUGCUUUCAGAGCCACUGUACAAAAAUUAUUUUCUUGUGAAUCGUAUUUUUUAAUGGUUCACAGCUUUGUAAGCUUGUUUGGCAUAUUGUAAAUACAGUUAUUUUUCAUUACCUGAUCAUUUACACUAGAUCUGUAGGCACUGAUAUAAACUACUACAGGUUUACCAAUUAAUAAACAAAGACAUAGAAUUAAUUAGCAAAUAAUUAGCAGACAAAAAAUAGCAUCAC
Messenger RNA from Melozone crissalis (California towhee), 3164 nucleotides. RefSeq lists its product as uncharacterized. The record is from RefSeq and is a predicted model, not a curated record. Lineage: Eukaryota; Metazoa; Chordata; Aves; Passeriformes; Passerellidae.